AUGUAUACGCUUUUAAAUGACGAAUUGCUACCCUUUGAAGAAUUGGACGCACCUGAUUUGUAUUUUCAGUAUUAUCCCACCAUUUAUACGGAUUCUAGAAAAGGUUCGUUGGUGCCAUUUAGUUUGAGGUUGGUGCAUGCGGAAUCGUUACGUUUUACACCGUAUCCGUGGGCUGCAACGAAGCGUAUUGACGCUUUAGAGAUGAAUGUUCAGAAGGUUUAUUUACUUAGUCGUAUGAUGAGUGUAUGUGAUCCGAAAUGCUUUAAACAAUUUGAUACGCAGGUGAUAAGAAAUUUAAAAGAGAAGCAAACGACGAACGCUCAACAUUUAGACUUAUGGAAGCAACGUUUAUUGAGUGUACAAAAAAUUCGUGCAAGGACGUUAUUUUUUUUGAAGGAAUAUGGAACAUCAAUGUCGUUAUACGGUCGAAUUGCGAGCCAAGAAGAGAACGAAUCGCAUCGUUUAGCAAUACGUUUAAUGUUGGCACGAAUGGCACUUUCAAUCGGUAGUGAGAAAGAGGCUGAGCGAUAUUUCAAAGAAGUUACUCAGUUGGAUGAAGAUGAGAUUCUUGUUUAUAAGUCUUUGAAAUGCAUUUUUAACGGUAAUUACUCGCAAGCGUACGAACAUCUUCAAAGAAUUAGCAAAACAGUGCAGUCGAAUGCGAAAAUUCGAAACAAUACAGCUGUGUGCUUACUGUAUAUUGGCAAACCGUUAGAUGCUUUGAAAAUAUUGAAUGAUCAACACAGUACCAAUGGUAAUGGUAGUGAUGUGGUACCAAAUGAACCAAUUUGCAUAAAUUCAGUGAAUAUAGCUGAGUUGGCAACUUGUGCUAUUAAACAGUAUAAGGUGAGUAAUUAG
Messenger RNA from Anisakis simplex (herring worm), 858 nucleotides. NCBI's taxonomy places the organism in Eukaryota, Metazoa, Nematoda, Chromadorea, Rhabditida, Anisakidae. The record is from the annotation of a GenBank genome assembly.